Symbiodinium sp. CCMP2456 is the source of this 2289-nucleotide messenger RNA. Lineage: Eukaryota; Dinophyceae; Suessiales; Symbiodiniaceae. The record is from the annotation of a GenBank genome assembly.
AUGGCUGCCGUGCUGAAGGCCACCUACCGUGCUGAAGUUCGCCGCUGCCUGCUGGACAAGGACGACCUGUGCUUUCAAGGCCUCUCGCGCCGGGUCUCCGAGCUUUUCCCGGAGCUGCCACAGUACACCGCCAAGUACACGGAUGAGGAGGGUGACGUCUGCACUCUCUGCGAAGCCUCCUUCGCUGACUUCCUGCAGGUUUCCACGCAGACGAAGAGCGCCUCUGGAAAUAUGCCUGGUAAUGACACCAAGGUUAUCCUAAAGUUGGAGCUCCAGGCGGUUGGCACCGCAGCUGUGCCGCCCAAGCCCACCAUCGCGAGCGCCGCCAAGGCAACGGCCGCCAGCCAGCCGGAUCUGGAGAUCAUGUCUGGUGCGCCUGCAACCGCUGUCCCUACGAAGGAGGAUCCCAAACCGGAAGUCGCCUCUGCGCCAGCUGCAGACGUCUGCACGGACGAGGACAUGGGCCGUCCGGACAAGGAGGACCAGGCUUCCGGCCCCAGCACCAUCGGUCAGAUCCUGUCUCCGAUGGUCCUGGCCAGCGUUGCGGUGUGCCACUUGCCACAGGCUAUGGCUGCUGUGGGAGAGCACGAGCCCGUGGAGAUCGGCGAGGCUGUGUGUGACGCACUCAGCCAUGCGCCUCCUCUAAAGGACGCGCUGCGCGACCUGCGCGAGCUGCUUCCCUCCGCCGGCCUCGAGCACGUGGUGCCGGCCCUCGACGCCCUCCUGGCGGACCCGACGCCAGAGACCGCCGGGCACCUCGUGCUCUCGUUGGUGACUGGCCUCGACUUGCUACCCUUCGAAGACCAGCACAAGCUGUUAACUUCAUUCUUCGCAUCGCGACACCGCGAGCUGAUCCGGCUCCUGGAGGACAUGGCCCCCUCCUGCAUGAUCGAAGGCGCUCUCACGCACCAGGCCGUCUGUGACGGCUGCGAGGCCUCGCCGCUGAAGGGCCCACGGUUCAAGUGCACGAGCCGCCCGGACUUCGACCUUUGUGGUACCUGCUAUGCCCGCAAGCGCGAGAUCCUUGGCACGGAGGGAGGGGACGACUUCGAGUGCAUCUUGUCGGGUAUGAUGCCCUUUGGCCUCGGGAGCCUGCUCUCCGGCAUGAAGGGCAAAGGGAAGGGCAAGGGCAAGGGAUGCAAGGGCAAGGGCAAGAUGGGCCUCCCCGGCUUCCUUCAGGACAUCAGCCAGCACCCGCUGGCAGGCCUUCUCCAGCAGCGCUUUGCCGCAGCGGCCGAUCGCGUGGGCAAAGCCGCCGAUCGUGCGGGCAUGAAUACCGGAGCUGGUGGCACGGAGAAUCCGCUCGCCGGCAUUGCUGGACUUCUGGGCGAGCUGGCUGGCAAGGGUGGCAACCGUGGCAACCAGGACCAGGCGAAUCCCUUGGCUGGCCUUGCCGGCUUGUUCGGCCAAAACAGCCAGAAUGGCGAGAAUCCUUUGGCCGGUCUCGCAGGGUUGUUUGGUGGCAAGGGCCAGUGCCAGGGUGCGGGCCCAGACCCCCAAAGUGAGAACCCCUGGGCUGGCCUCGCUGGGCUGCUCGGUGGCCUCGGCAAGGCCACAGGCAAAGGCUGCGCCAACCCAAGCGGCACUUCACCGAUGCAGGCGGAAUCUUGUGGGUCUUGCGGCUACGAGCAGCCCACGGCUUCAGCGCCUGCACCGACGGAGGCCGAGCCGUCUGCCCCUCCCAUGGACCAGUGCAACGAGAUUGACGCACCCACCUCGAAGGUGCCGACAGUUGAGGUCCCCAAGCCUGCGGCCAAGCCAGCGGAGGACAUGUCCUGCGAGGUGAAGGAGCCGGGCCUCCGAUACUCCUUCCCCGUCCAGGUCGAUGAUGGCCGCAACCUCCAGAUCACCUGGAAGUCAUCUGAGGACCGGGAGCAGGUGGCCAAGGAGUUCAUCGCGAAGUACCGGCUGCCGGGGGAUCAGGUGGGCGACGUAGUCGCGUUCAUGCAGCAUGCAGAGUCGCUGAGCGCCCCCAGCUCAAGCAACGCAGCAUCCAGCUGGGAAGAAGCGCCAGGGGUUGAGGCCCCCCCGACCUACGCGGAGCAGAUCGCGCAGAUCCAAGAUCAGGGCUUCACCGUCGAUGUGGAGGAGCUUCGAAACCUCCUUGCUGCCUUUGGGGGCAGCGUGGAGAAGGUGGUGGCAGCGUCCUCGGCGGGCCGCAUGGACACGGUGUUCUUUGAGCUGGCCACGCUGGAUCAUUACGAAUUGGCGUCAAUCAACGAUUCUGUCUGUGGAAUCGCCUUGACAUUGCAAAGACCUGCUGUGGGUCUGGAUACUCGAGCUGGCUAG